Soboliphyme baturini is the source of this 259-nucleotide messenger RNA. Lineage: Eukaryota; Metazoa; Nematoda; Enoplea; Dioctophymatida; Soboliphymatidae. The record is from the annotation of a GenBank genome assembly.
GGGUACAAGCUGCUGAAAUGGGCUUUCUUGGACGAGUCGCUGGCUUUACGCGUCUCGACAUGGUCCGAAAUAGCGACGUCCGGAAGAGCCUUGGAAUACAGCCUUUGCUUCUCCAGAUUGAGAAGUCACAGCUGCAAUGGCUUAGGCAUGUGUUGCGAAUGCCUCUACAAAGGAAGGCUAAGCAACUGUUCCUUGCAAAUCCGACCGGCAAAAGGCCCAGGGGACGGCCAAGAUUAACCUGGUGCAACCAUAUUUAAGG